AUGUCUGAUAAUUUAAGGAUUCUUAUGAUUUUUCCUUUUAUCUUAAAACGUUGUUUGACUAUCAAUAGUAUCAAGGAUAAUUUUUUAAAUUCUACACGUGAUAGGUUACGAUUUUCUCAUAGAUCAGAAGUACAUGAUUAUAUUAUUCAUACAUGGGUACUUUGUGCUAAGACAGCUAAAGAAGUGUUUUCUUUAACUAUACGACGAUCUAAUGGAUAUUCUUAUCUACGAACUAUUUUGAAUAAUGAACCUAAUGCUUUAAUUAAGAAUCUUCCUAAUCUACAUAUAAGUCGCCAUUUAGUAGAUCACGCACAUCAAUAUGCGACAUGCACAAAUACAGCAGUUGGCACCAAGGAAAUGCAAAUUAAUACAUUGCAAACUUUAAGGCAUCUUGUAGAUGGUGGAAUAGAUGAUCAAAUACCCCAUUAUUCAACACGAUCUAUUUUUAUGCCAUUGAUUAUUGCACCGCGACUUCAUCAUUUAUUAUCCGAUAAUUCAACCUCUAUUACCAAUUCUGAGCUAUUCAAUUGUUUGGAAAUAAAACUAGGGAUAAGAUGGAGUAGAAAUCAAGUAGAAGCAGCUGGAUUUAUAUCAACGAAUAUUGAAACUAACAGUUUAUUUGAGGAUAUAAUGAAGGCAUACUCAUCAUACUACUCGUUUGAGCAAGCUUUGUUGGAAACACGAGUUCACUUUUAUGAAAACGUGUCAUAUACAACUCUUAAACCUGCCGGCAAUUAUCAUAAUGUGAAACUAAAAGUUGGCGAAAUAGUUAAAGUUACACGAUUUGAAGAAAGCGAAAUGCAAUUUGGAAAAAUAAUGAAUCUUAAUGAACAGGAAUCUUUAUUAGAUUGUCCAGUAUAUCGUAUUCAACAUAAUUCUUUGGAUCGGGUUCAUCCAAUUUCUACAGUAUUACAUUCGUCAAAUGUUCCUUUUAUUCACUAUUGUAAUUCAAACUGUUCGUUUCAACAACAUGAUGUUACUAAUAAUAA
This is a messenger RNA of Ambispora leptoticha, 989 nucleotides long. Lineage: Eukaryota; Fungi; Glomeromycota; Glomeromycetes; Archaeosporales; Ambisporaceae. The record is from the annotation of a GenBank genome assembly.